This is a messenger RNA of Athalia rosae (coleseed sawfly), 7534 nucleotides long. Its product is annotated as zinc finger and SCAN domain-containing protein 22-like. NCBI's taxonomy places the organism in Eukaryota, Metazoa, Arthropoda, Insecta, Hymenoptera, Athaliidae. The coding region runs from base 622 to 2052 and encodes 476 amino acids. Gene Ontology annotation, biological process: regulation of transcription by RNA polymerase II. The transcript is spliced from 7 exons. Gene Ontology annotation, molecular function: DNA-binding transcription factor activity, RNA polymerase II-specific; RNA polymerase II transcription regulatory region sequence-specific DNA binding. The record is from RefSeq and is a predicted model, not a curated record.
AUCAACAAAGUUCUUCCUCAUACGUUUAUCGCAAACAAUCAAACCGGCGAAAAUAGAAUCGGGAUUUUGCAUGCGCGACGUUCUGAUCCCUACGUUCGGAUUCGCGGGGGUUGCCGGGUCGCAAAAAGUAUGGUACAAAUAAUACGUCGCUCGCCAUUUUGUAAAAUUUUGCCGGGCAGUCCGGGGGUUGUCUAGGGGUUGGUAAGUUCGACUAGCUCGGAGGGUUGAAAUUACAUGGGCGCCAUCCAGGAUCCGCGGAUUUCGCGAAAAACACAUGAUAUUUUGGCGCAGGCUCACUAUUCAAGCCAUAUUUAGAAUUUUUCGCAAAUUUUUGCCAAAAAUUCGACAAGUAAAUAUCGACCAUCUAGACGAAAAUAUCAAUUCCCUAAUUAUGGGUUGUUUAAAAAAAAAAAAAUCAUUAGAAAAAACUUAAUUUUUUUCGCAUUUUUUCAAUUAUUUUUAAACAUUUUUACCCCGUGCAAUUUUAUUCUGCGCAUGGAAAGCAAUUUUGCCCAAUCAUAAAUAGGGCUAUUGUGGGGGGAUAGAGUAUGUUGGUGCAUUUCAUACAUUUGAGUGUAAUGGUAACCAGAUAGAGGCAGCGAGGCUACCGGCCGUCAGCACAUGGAAUAUGGGAUCUGGAGUCUGCACGCCGCGGGUGGACUGUGGGGCGAUCCGCGGCUCGCCCGAAGACACCCGAUCCUGGUGCCGGGGGGGCCCGCAGUCGGUCCGGCAAAUCCUGGGGCCGCAGCUUUCGCUCUGAACACGCUGAGGCAUCCGAUCGACGGUAUCGCGAUGCCGGUCGCACCCGGAAGUCCCGCUUACCGAGCGAUGGAAUUGGUAGCGAGAACCGCGUCUUCCGGCGGCGAUUCGCUGACCACGGGACCCUCCGCGAAGGUACAGAAUUCAACACGAGACAACGAAACGAACAUCGAAGAACGGGAGGAGCGGAAGAAGGGCGACGAAAAUUCGAGACAGACGCCCUUACCAACCGUGCGGACGAACAACGACGAGACUCCCGAGGAAAGCGACGCGGGAAGCGUCAGCAGCGGGAACGAGUCCAGACAUUCCGUGAACAACAACCUCCACUUCAAAACUCCGGACGCAGGACUUCCCUGCCUCCUCCUCGACAAGGAAGACGGAGUGCCGCCGGUUUUGAACAGUUGGGUUUUGGGCGCCUACACCGCGAUGCUCGGACGUCUGUCGGCCGCCACCGCCGCCCUCGAGGGUUCCGAAAUACCGAACAUGACCUCCGACACCGGUUCGGACAGCGAGGACUCUUCUUACACCGAGAAAUCCCGAGGCUGCAGUCCGACGGGAGGACCGCGACGAGGAUACUCCUGCGGAUCCUGCGAAAUAAUAUCCCCGACCCGUCCGGCCCUGAGAAAGCACAUAGCGGACUCUCACCCCUCGAUCGGUGGGCUGGAAGCCGGCGACUCGAGACGGUGUCCGGCGACCGGAUGCGAUUUCGCGACCGGAAGUCGUUGCGAAAUGGAAACCCACGUCGCGGCCCACGUGGCGCAGGGGAUGUCGCCAACGGGAAAGAAGCGUUCCCUGGCCCUACAGCGCGUCAGGUAUAGGUACGAACGGGAGGAGUACAGGUGUUCCAUGUGUUCGUACGCGUGCACAAUAGAGAAGGCCUUCCAGAGGCAUUUGAGGGCUCACGCGAAGGGCGCGGCACCGGAGACGAGGGUGAGCUGUCCGGUUUGCGGGGCGGAUCGUACGUCGGAAGUCGACCUGAGCAGGCACAUGCGGAGGCACCGGGACGACCGUUACUUCUGUUGCGACAUUUGCAUCUUCCGUACGGUGCAGUUGAAGAAGCUGAUUCAACACCGGCGAAUGCACACGGGAGAGAAACCUCACCUUUGUCCCCACUGCGCUUACCGUAGCGCGAGACGCGACAAUUUGAGAAGUCACGUGCGUAGGGUUCACAAGAAGGAAAAUUUGUACUGCGACACGUUCAGCCCUAGAGGAAUGCUGCAGAUAUCGGGCAGCACCCAACCCAUCAGAAGUCCAGCCUCGUCGCCGGCGUCCAACGCCGGAAGUGCGAACUAGCUGCAAAAGAUAAUGGAGAAAUAAAAAUUAUUGAAAAAAAAAAAAAAAUGAUACAAAGAAGAAAUCGGCGAGUGGAUAAAAUCACAACCGAAUUAACGAGGAAUCUACCCGCUGCAGAAUGUUCAAACUUUUCACACCUGCUGGUAAGGUUUUUUUUAGCUUUUAGACAAACAAAAAAAAAAAAAAAAGAAAGAAACACGUGGUUGAAAAUAGAAUACAUCGACUCCCGUCGAUCCUCUCGUGGGUGCUAUACUUUCUAUUUUUCGUUACCGUUCUAUUUUCUUUCUCUCGUUUCAUCGUUCCCCCGAAUUAAACGUGGAACGAUGACUGUGAAUUAAAUUCAUUUGCGAGUACCUAAAUAUUAACGAUAACGAUUAAUCAUAUACAAAAAAUAAUAUAAUUACUACACAUUCCGAAAAUCGGGAUGUGCGUUAUAUUUGUUUCAUUCAUAACUCGCGACGUGUAUACACAUACGGAUAAAUUAUUAUACGUACGUGUAUACACGAUAAAAAAUAUAUAAAAUAUAUAGAGAAAAUAAAAAAAACAUUUUACACGUCCUAACUUUGUCAAUAAGUAUACACAUAUAUACAUAUAUAUAUAUAUACAUCAUAUAUAUAUCUAUUUAAAACAAUUUAGAUAUUGUGUAUAAUAGAAAAAGUGUCACGGUAUGCAUAUACUACAAUUACAUACAACUACGUCCGUAUCGAUUAGAAAUCAUUUCCAAUUUCGAUAUACAUAUGGUAAAAAAAAAAAAUUACGAGAAACGAAAAGAAAAGAAAGAACAACAAUUCCAAUUGACCAGAGCCGGAUGUCCCGUUACAUUAAAUACAGAAUACCGUAAACUGAUUGAUUGAAACAAAAAAGAAACAAAUUACAAAACGUGAAUUAUGCUCAAUUUCUCUGUCCAUACUAUACAAUACUGGUCGUAUAAAUAGUUGAAUUCCUUGUCAAAUUUUCUAAAUAUAUUUACAAUUGAUUUUUCUUUAGUUCUCAUUUUUAUUGCAAUGGUACUGAAUCUCUCUGGUCUGAAUAAAAAAAAAAAUAAAAAAAAUUAGGUACUCUUAUGUGGUAUUUUCGGAAAUGACUCGAAAGUGAUGAACGAAAAAGAAGUGAUGAUUCUUUUUUUCUUGGCAUGAUCAAAUGAAUAUUCAUUAUUAUUAUUAUGAUUAUUAUUAUUAUUAUAUAAUAUAGUAGUUAUUAUUAUAUAAAAGCUGCGAAAUGGUGCUAGAUCGUAGACUGGAUCAUAUAUAAUUAUAUAAAUUACAGAAAGACUGAAAUCUUGAGAAAUUUGAGAAGAUUGAAAGAAAGAAAAAAAAAAAAAGAAAAAAAUGAAAAUAUUUAAAGGCGAUGCCCAAAGAUACAGGAUUAAAAAAAGAAUAGAAAACGAAAAGGCAAAAAAUUCGAUCCGAAAACGAAAUUAACAAUUUUAAUUGUCAAUUAGUGAGCAAUUAAGUAAGAAUUUUUUCGGCGACUAAGGUGAAGGGGGAAAGAAAUUGAAGAAGAAAAAAACCGAAUAAUAAAUAAACAAAUAAAUAGUAAAAAAGACUGAGAAUUUGAACUGAAAUCGCCAGGGUCUACGCAUUUGAGAAAAAAAUACGAUGGUGCUAAAAAUUUUAGAAAUUAGAUAACUCUUAUAAGAAAAUUGUACAAUGCAUUGAGAAAAACGAGAGAGCAAACUUGGAGAAAAAAAGAGAAAAGAAAUGCAGCUAAUUGUACGUUUACAUGUUUAACUAAUUAAUAAUCUGACUCGAAUUGAAUUAUACUACACGAAUUCGACAUACGUGAAACUAAAUUAUUGUUAUAGGUAACGAAUUCUAAGAGACUGAAAAAUUAUUGAUAACUAAUUGGCAAUAGGUGUGCUAUUAAAAUUAAUCGAAUAAUCCCAAUUAGGAAAAAAAAAGGAGUAAAAUUAAAAAUAUCUGCGUAAAAAUGAGACCCUGGUUGUAAGGAAAGGUGCUAUUUUGCAAAUGUCGUUUUAAUUAGUUCAAUCUUAAUUAUGCGCGUAAAAAUUAUUACCUAUUGUAAUUUGAAUCUUUGGUCCUUCUUCUCACCUCCUUUGAUAUUGUCGUACAAGACUAUUCUUGUCAUCAUAUGUCAUUAAUUAUUCUUUUUCUAUCUAGUAUAAAAUGUGUGUCAAUUUUUAAUAUACAUAUAUUAUUAUAUAUGUAUAAUACAUUACGAGAUUGGUAUUGAUAUACAUAUAUGUAGACAUAACGUAGUUUUUAUUCCGUGAGCGCGCGCGGUUUUGAUGGUCAAUUGAUAAAACCAACAAAAAGGAAAACUUACAAAAAAGAAGAACGAAAAUUCAAAAAAAAAAAAAAUAAAUUAACGAAUAUUCGCGCAUUUACUAAUUAAUAAAUAUUCAUAUACGUAUAAUGCAACGCCUAUUUUUUGCUUUUGAUAUAUCAUAUGUGUGUAUAUACAUACCUACACAUAGUUAUAUACGACGUAUACACGUGGGCAGGGUGUGUAAUAAUAUUUGAUAUUAACACGAAUACAUAAAUAAUAAUUAUUAUAUAAUAUACACCCCACGAUCCAAAUUAUUCAUUAAACGGCGUAAUUGACGAAUACCUCUAUAUAUAUAUUUGAAAACUCAACCUCAAGCUCUUCCGCGACUUUUAACAAGAGGAAAAAAAAAAAUUGAAAUUAAAUAAUAAAAUUGAUUAAGUUUCAUUACAAUUGUUCAAUAGACCAAACUGCUGCAGACUUAUUAUAUUACGGUGAUAUUUUACCAAUGAAAAUAUAUACAUAUAUAUGAUAUGCAGAGAACGUAUUAUAUUCAUUAUACGAUAUUAAAUAAAAAUCGCCGUCUCGAUUAUGAUUUAAUUUGAAAAUAACAAAAAAUAAAAUGAAAAAGUAUCGUAUAUAUUAUAUAGCAUAAAUGUGUAAUAAUUAAUAAAAGUAAUAUACAUGUAUAUGUGAUUGUCUAUUGGCCAGCAGUUCAGUCUCCAGAUUUAUUGAUCUAUUUAUAUAAUGAAACAAUUGAUUUUAAUUAAUAUUAAUGAUAAUUAUAAGUGAACGUUGCGUGCCACUUACCUAUAUUACAUAUACAUACAUACGAAACUGUGCGUGCCAAAAGUAUAAUGACGAAGUAAUGAAAAACGAAACAAUUAAGGCGAUGAUCAUCGACUUUUCAUUGGAGUAUAAAGGUCGGAAUUUUAUUUCCCAACACAUUAAAGUUUCCACAACGCCACGAGGAAGAAAAUCUAUCGUUUUCGUCUGGUCUUUUUUCUUUUGAACAAACAAAUGAAGAAAAAAAAAACUAACAGUAAUAAUAAAAUAAUUAACGAAUCAACGAACGUAACUUACGGACCUCUGUACUUCAAUUUUGUAAAUACAUAUUAUAGAUUGAAAAGAAGAACAAAAAAAAAAAAAAAAAACCAACAAAAAUUUGUUACAAUCUUUUAACUGUUAAAACUUUUUUGCUGUAGUCGUAUAAGCCUCCCCACUGUAUACCUUACCUAAACUAUGUAUUAUUAUUAUUAUUAUUAUUAUUAUUAUUAUUAUUACCAUAAAUAUUAUAUACAUAUAUAAAUAUAUAUAUAUAUAAUAUAUUCUAUAUUAAUGUUUCUCAGAUUGAAGAAUUAAACGAUAAUUCGAGAAUUUAGAAAAAAUCAUAAUGUCCAUAAUUAAGCCGGACAUCGCGCUUCACUUCUGAAUUCGCAAUUACGCAAUAAGUAACUAUAAUUAUAUAUGAAAUCCUUUUUCGGAUAUUCCCAUUUUUUUAAAACUUUAAAGAAAAUGAUGUCACUAAAUUCACGAGGUUUUUACCGUGACGAAUUUUUGUUCUUUCCCCUCUAAACAUCUGCUGCAAUUGGCACACCCCCAUCGAUUGGGAUGAAUUGAAAAUGAAGAAUCAAUGACGCGAAAUUCGAAAAUUAAUCCAUUGAUCCCAUGAAAGGAUUUCAUAAAUUCUCAAAAAAAUUAAUAUACAAUCUAAAUGUGAUAAUAUAUUUACUAUUAAACUAUGUAAUAAUUAACGUAUACAUUAAUAUAAUUAAACGGUGAGACUCUAUCGUGUGGGAUCGAUCAAAUCGAUCAAUGUAUAAUAAAUAUAAGAAAAUGAGAAAGAAACGAAAAAAAAACAGACAAAAAACGAAAACGAAACGAAAAAAAAAAAGAAACGAGAUGAGAAUAUACAAUUAAAAAGCCAAGCAAUUUUAGAAUUUUUGUCCACGUAGGUAUGAAUAAUUAAAUUAUAUAUGUUCCAGGUUGUUGGACCGAAGGGCGACGCAUUAAAAGAAUCGCGAUCCAAAUUCGAUUCGCGAUUAAAAUUGAUACGAUUAAUUGUUAGAAAAUAAUUGAUCGAGAUUCAUUUUAAAAAAGAAUGUGUGCAGGUAGUAUACAUUAUACGAAUAUGAUGUAAAAUAUAUUGCCGCGAUAAAUUCGUCCCCGAUCGAUUUUUUUCUUUAAUACGAAAAAGAAAAUUCGUCGUCGUCCUGUCGCCACGAGCCUUACAUAUAUUAUACAUAUAUAUAUAUAUAUACUGUAUAUAUGUAUGUGUAUAUAUACGUUAUGUAUUUCGUAAUAAAAUAAUCGCUCAGCGAUUGAACAAGGAAAAAGCAAAGUAAAGGAAAAAAAAAAAAAACAGAAUCAAAUUCGACUUGCUAAAUGCUGAUCGAUCGCACGAAGAUCUUUACAUCGAUCGGUGAACGUCGCAGCGAUUUUGUCGUUUCGAUCGAAUAUUGAUUACGGUAUAUAUGAUGAAAAUAUAAAUUAAUUAAAUAAGUCGUCAAGGUCAUUAUAAUGCUAGGUUAUACAAUUAUAUUAUAUUAUAUAUAUUUGUGUACUUCGAUAAUCGUUUGAAAAUACAUUAAGAAAAAAAAAAGGAGAAAAGAAAAAAAAGAAAAAAAAAAAAAAAAACUAUGGUGACGACGGCAUGCGGUCGUCGUGGUGAGUCCUGAUUAAGCAUAUAUUAUAUAUAUGGCCACGGUUAUUAUUGCAAUGAUUAAACAUAUAGAUAAUAGGAAUAUAAAUUGAACAGUAAUAUCAUGUGUAUACGGCUGCAUAAAAUUAUGUGACCUUAUUAUUAUAUUAUUGUUCAAAAUAAAUAAAACGAAGGAAAGAAUAAAUAAAUUGUCGUCGCGUUGUGAUUUAGGUAAAUAUUAUAUAUGUAUGUUAUAUAUAUAUAUUAUCGUAUAUUAUGUAAGGCAUCUCGAAGACGCGGUUGAAGACAAAAAACCAAGAAAAGAGAAAAAAAAACUAAGGAAAAAAAAUAAUUUAUUUAAAUACGCGUUGACUCGUAAGUUUCGAUUCCGUACAAUCGAAAUACCUAUAUAUAUAUUUGAGCUUGAAGUAAUUCCGUUUAUUUGAUCGGAAAACAAAAAAUUUGAAAAUUGAAUCGAAGAUAACGAUUGGAAAAAUUUUUUUUUUCAAUCCCCAUACGUACGGCGCGUCUUCGAUACGCGAGAGUCUCUUACCUGUUUGUAUCGAUAAGGUAAUGGGUAAUAAAGAUUUCAUUAAAAUGGGCUCUGAUACAUGA